Molecule: messenger RNA, 1827 nt
Organism: Limanda limanda (common dab)
Lineage: Eukaryota; Metazoa; Chordata; Actinopteri; Pleuronectiformes; Pleuronectidae
Gene: lingo3a
Product: leucine rich repeat and Ig domain containing 3a
Exons: 1
Coding region: 1-1827 (608 amino acids)
Cellular component (GO): extracellular region
Molecular function (GO): protein binding
Source: RefSeq, a predicted model, not a curated record
AUGGGGCUGAGCCUGAACCAGGACUGGCUCCUGCCUUUCCUAUUCUUGCUGCUGAUGAUCACUGUGUCACCGACUCACAGCCAGGGAUGUCCUCAACGUUGUGACUGCAUCGCAAAGCUCAAGACCGUAUCCUGUUUCGGCAAACGCCUGUCCGCACUACCAGAAGGCAUCCCACAGGACUCCAAGAUCCUGGAUCUAAGUGGAAACAAACUCCGCUGGGUAGAGCACGGAGACCUGCUUUCGUAUCCCCGCCUUGAAAAGCUCGACUUGAGUGACAACAUGAUAAGUGUCCUAGAGCCGAAUGCUUUUUCUAGUCUCCAGAACCUGCAGUUGCUGUCGCUGAGGGGCAACCAGCUGAAACUGGUCCCAAUGGGGGCCUUCUCACGUCUGUCCAACCUGACAUCACUGGACCUCAGUGGGAAUAAGAUCGUGAUUCUCUUGGACUUUACUUUCCAGGACCUGAAAAGCCUAAAAAACUUAGAAGUUGGAGACAAUGAUCUGGUUUAUAUCUCCAACAAGGCCUUCCUGGGUCUCAUGGGGCUGAGGGAGCUGACCAUCGAGCGGUGCAACCUGACAUCUGUGUCCAGCCAGUCUCUCUCUUAUCUGCAUAACCUGGUGACUCUGCGGCUCCGCUACCUCAGCAUCUCUGCCUUAGAAGACCAGAACUUCCGCAAGCUGGGAAACCUGAGGGGGCUCGAGAUCAACCACUGGCCCUUUCUGGAGCACAUUUCUCCUCACAGCCUGCAGGGGCUUAACUUGUCCUGGUUGUCUAUCACACACACUAACAUCACGUCUGUGCCGACCUCCGCCCUGCGCAGUCUGGCCCACCUCACCAGCCUCAACCUCUCCUACAACCCCAUCUCUGUGUUGGAGUCCUGGGCGCUGCGGGACCUUGUCAGGCUGAAAGAGCUGCAUAUGGUCAACACGAACCUGGUAGUAGUGCAGCCAUACGCACUGGGCGGUCUGAGGCAGAUCCGCCUUCUUAACCUCUCCACUAACAGCCUGGUGACCCUGGAGGAGGGAGCGUUUCAAUCUGUCAACACUCUGGAGACACUGCGUUUGGAUGGAAACCCUCUCGCCUGCGACUGCCGCCUGCUCUGGAUCCUCCAGCGCAGGAAGACCCUUAAUUUUGACGGCGCCUCCCCGGUGUGUAUGAUGCCUGUCGAGGUGCAAGGACGGGCACUCAACGCCUUCUCUGACUCGGCCCUCUUUGACCACUUCACUUGCCAGAAGCCCAAAAUCCGCAACAGGAAACUGCAGCAGAUAACUGCCCGUGAGGGACAGGUGGUGUCGUUCGUAUGCAGAGCUGAAGGCGAGCCUAUACCGGUGGUAUUCUGGAUCUCCCCUCAGCGCCGGCGCAUCACCACAAAGAGCAGCGGGCGCUUAACUGUGUUACCAGAAGGCACGCUAGAAAUACGGUACGCCCAGGUGACAGACAGUGGAACCUACAUCUGCAUAGCCAGUAACGCUGGUGGGAAUGACACCUAUUUUGCCACUCUUACAGUGAGCGGGCUGCCGCUAGACGCAGCCCUCAUGGCCAACCGCACUUACUAUGCCGGGGAUCUUAAUGACACUAAUCUAAACGACACCAGAGUCUUCUUGAAGUUUACUCUGGACCUCAAGACCAUCCUCAUAUCCACAGCUAUGGGCUGCAUCAUGUUCCUGGGUGUGGUCCUGUUCUGCUUCAUCCUGCUGUUUGUGUGGAGUCGAGGGAAGGGGCAGCACAAGAACAAUUUCUCGGUGGAGUACUCCUUCAGGAAAGUGGAAGGACCUGCCGCGAGCGGGGGACAGGGCGGGGCGCGCAAGUUCAACAUGAAGAUGAUUUGA